AUGGAAGUCGACGAAAGACAACAGACGCGGGUCGCUUUUGAUCCAGGAAGAAAAAAGAACCUGAAAAAGAAGAAGCCUCGACUCCUCUUGACAAAGCAUCCUUUCGGCUUGCUGCCUUCAGGUAACGCGCUCUUUGUCUCUUCUGGCGGCUCGACGGUGGUGGAUCGCUCGGCGUCGCUCGGGAGUUUCGCGGCUCUGGACGACGCAGCGUUCCUCGCUUUCCUCUCGACUCUCGCCGAAUUCGUUCCGCUCUCUGCUCUUCUCUCGCUCUCCUGCGCCUCCAAGUUCCUUCUCGCUGCUCUCCUCGACGAAGAGCUGUGGCAGUCUCUCGUUCUCUCGCAACAGCAACGGCGAGUGGGCCGGGAAGAGAGUGGAGCGAGAGGUCUCGGAGCGAGAGAACACGGUGAACAAGGGACGAGGAAGAAUGGAGAGACUCUCCUAGGGACAGCGGAUCCUCUUCUCCUCUCUCACUCUGCUUCUCCUUCUGCUCCCUCUCCUCCUUCUCUCUCUUCUUCUUUCUCGGCUUGUUCGGAGGAAGCCGAGACGCCGACAAAGGACGAGACGUCUGAGUCGACUGACUUCACCUGGCGCGGCAGUUGGAAGAAAACCUACCUGUUCGCAGAACGAGAGAGACUCACGCGCCAAAGGACAGCCCGCGCGCCUUCGUCCUCUUCUUCUUCGGCUUGCUCAACGCAGGAAGAGCGCUCGGCAGACACCUGCCUAGACACCGCAGGCGAUUCUGUCGACAGGCAGUCUCUCCCGGUUCUCCGCGGAGUCUGUUCUGAUACUUUUUACCAACGAUGGCUUUGCGCGACUGUCGAUAUUAGCAGCUUGUUCUUCCGCCACUACGACAACCUCGAGAGAGUCUCUGCCUCGGCAUUGAGCGUCGACGCGUUCGUUGAGCUCUAUGAAAAACCGAACAAGCCGGUCGUCAUCACAGAUCUGGUGCCCAAGUGGGCCGCCUUCGGGAAGUGGAAUGGAGAGUACUUUCGCCGCCAUUUUGGCAGCGUGCGUUUCAACGCCGGGGCUGCCUCCAACAUACAGCUCAAGACCUUCUACCAGUACGCGGACUCCAACUUUGACGAAGCGCCUCUCUUCAUCUUUGAUCCGCGCUUUGCUGAAUCGACUCGAGAGGCUCUCUCGUCUUCAUCAGCGUUGUCGUCACCUUCUUCUUCUUCUCCUGUGAACGUUCCUCCGGCUUCGCGGGAGAUAGGGGAACAAGGCGACUGUCGGCGAGAGACGACGGGAGCACAAGCGUCGGCGGAAGAAAGGCGUCAUCACGAACUCGGUGACAGAGUGUGCUCGCUGGCCGAGGACUACGAAGUCCCUCCGUACUUUUCAGACUCUCGCGACCUCUUUGCGUGUCUUGGAGAACGCAGACCCAAUUUCAGGUGGUUGCUCGUGGGGAACUGCCGCUCCGGAUCGAAAUGGCAUGUUGAUCCGAACCAGACGAGUGCCUGGAACGCCGUGGUGAGAGGCGCCAAACGGUGGAUUCUUUUGCCUCCGACUGUCUGUCCGCCUGGCGUCUUUCCCUCGCACGACGGCGGCGAAGUGACGCAGCCCACCGCCCUCGUCGAGUGGCUCAUGAACUACUAUUUCGACGCACUGCAUGCGCCAGGAUACCCGUACACCGGAGGCAUUGCCCCCCUCGAGGGCUCUGUUCGCGAGGGAGAGCUCAUUUUCGUUCCUCAAGGAUGGUGGCACUGCGUGCUCAAUGAGGAAGAUGACACGAUUGCCGUCACCCAGAACUUCGUCUCGCCUGUUAUCCUCCAAAAUGUUCGAUCUUUUCUCCACUACAAAAAAGACCAAAUCUCCGGCCUCUGUGCUCAGGGAAGACACGAGACGUUCGCGAGUGAGUUCGACGCCGCGGUCGGAGCUUCUUACCCGGAGCUGCUGCCUCUCGUCUCUUCGCCUCCCCCUCCAUGUCCCUCUUCUUCUCCUUCCUCUCCUUCGCCUGUGAGUCGGACGGCGCUGAGGAGAAGUCGUCCAAAGGAGACUUGCGGAGAGGAGCAGAAAGGCGUCGAGAGGGGAGGGGGGCAACGCGGAGAGCCACAGGACACAAGCGAACAGACAGACGGCGAAGGCAGAGAAGGAACAAAGAGGAACCAAGAGCCACAGGACUCAGGAAGCUUCUGGGAGAGGCUGAAGAAGAGACGGAGACCGGUGGUUCUACGUCGACAUGCCGACGGGGAGACACCGACAAGCCAGGCAGUGGCCUAGGCGAAAGAAACCGAUCUUCUCUGGGGUCCUACGCCCCCUAAGAAGACAUCCAAUGCCGGA
Toxoplasma gondii ME49 is the source of this 2280-nucleotide messenger RNA. RefSeq names its product histone lysine demethylase JMJD6b (gene JMJD6b). The transcript is spliced from 8 exons. Gene Ontology annotation, molecular function: cis-regulatory region sequence-specific DNA binding. The coding region runs from base 1 to 2220 and encodes 739 amino acids. The record is from RefSeq and is a predicted model, not a curated record. NCBI's taxonomy places the organism in Eukaryota, Apicomplexa, Conoidasida, Eucoccidiorida, Sarcocystidae. Gene Ontology annotation, cellular component: nucleus.